This is a messenger RNA of Enhydra lutris kenyoni (northern sea otter), 1728 nucleotides long. RefSeq names its product zinc finger CCHC-type containing 18. Gene Ontology annotation, cellular component: nucleus. Lineage: Eukaryota; Metazoa; Chordata; Mammalia; Carnivora; Mustelidae. The record is from RefSeq and is a predicted model, not a curated record.
AUGGCUAGCAUCAUUGCACCAGUAGGUAACAUGUGGCAAAACACACCCUUGCCACCUUGGGCCCCUUCAAUUUUGAGGUCCCUGGGGAGGAGUCUUGGUCCUUUAAAGGUCCACAUGGCAGAAAGAAAUGUGAAGUUGUUCUUCGGGAGAGUGGUACCAGCCCAAGGGGAAGAAACCUUUGAAAACUGGCUGAUCCAAGUCAAUGGGGUCCUGCCUGAUUGGAACAUGUCUGAGGAGGAAAAGCUCAAACGCUUAAUGAAAACAGUUAGGGAUCCGGCCCGGGAGGUAAUGUGUUUGCUCCAGGCCACCAACCCCAAUCUAAGUGUGGCUGAUUUCUUGUGGGCAAUGAAACUGGUGUUUGGGGAGUCUGAAAGCAGUGUCACCACUCAUGGUAAAUUUUUUAACACUCUGCAUGCACAAGGGGAGAAAGCCUUCCUUUAUGUGAUCUGUUUGGAAGUGCAGCUUCAGAAUGCUAUUCAGGCAGGGAUCAUAGCUCAGAAAGAUGCCAACCAGACUCACCUGCAGCAGCUCCUUUUAGGAGCUGAGCGAAUUAGGGACCUGCACUUUAGGCUGAAACAUAUUCUCAGGAUAUAUGCAAAUGAUCAGGAUCAUCUUCCUAGUUUCUUGGAGUUAAUCAAGAUGAUAAGGGAGGAAGAGGAUUGGAAUGACACUUUUAUGAAACCAAAGCGACCCAAGAGGUCUGAGGUAAUCUUGGAGAGGGCAGCAAGCCCUGUAGUAUUUCAGGGCCCCCAGCCAAUAGCAAUCAGUGGCACUGACUGCAACGUAAUAGAGGUAGGUGAUACCCUUGAUGACUCAGAUGAGGAUGUGAUCCUGGUGGAGUCUCAGGACCCUCUACUUACAUCCCUGGAAGCCCCACCCCUCAGAGGCAGGGCCAGACUUCUUGAUCCAAUACUUGUCAUUGAUUGCACCAACAGUUCCCGGGCUCAAUCUCCUUGCACCAGUGGGGGUUCUGGGUAUAAGAAUAAUGGUCCUGGGGAUGUGUGUAGAGCCAGGAAAUGAAAAUACACAAUCUUAUGUUCAUAUUGUGGUGAGGAGGGCCACUCAAAGGAAACCUGUAACAGUGAGAGCAACAAGGCCCAGGUGAUUGAGAAUCUCGUCAUCACCCUGCUGGAGCUGACACAUACAGAGAAGAAGAAGUCAAAAGAGGUUCCUGGCAAACACAAUGACCUCUCUGGGCCUUUAGUAAGUACUGAGAAAGCAGCUACUCAUGAGAAUUUAUUACCAGGAAGCUCAGCACCUCCCAAGCCUCCCCCUGGUUACAGGCUAGAGGACACCAAGAAGCCCAAGGAGUCAAAGCUAACCUUGUCCUGCUCCAACAAAUGGGAAUACCCAAGGAACGAUGAAAAGUCAUCUGGGUUCGUGGGUAAAAAAACAGAGGUGGUUGGCCUGAAGCGCAGGGCCUUUCCAGCGCGAGGAACCCCAGAUUCGACCCUUGGAGGGCGGGCGGGCGGCGGUUCAAUUCCUCCUCCGCUCCAGCAGGGGGCACAGGGAGCGGCUUCCCACCGCCUUUCUUCUCCAAGCGGGUGCCGGCGGAUUGCUGCAGUUGCGAGCUGCGAGCGCGGUGGGCGGGGCGGCGGGGGCGGCGGCGGCGCUUCGCUGCGCUGCGCUGCGCUGACUGGGCUGGGCCGGGCAGCGGCCGCGACGGAGAGGGUUGCCGAGGCCACAGAGCUGCUAACGGGGUGGCCAGUCCGUUGCUGUGCCCUCUAG